Molecule: messenger RNA, 460 nt
Organism: Bolinopsis microptera
Lineage: Eukaryota; Metazoa; Ctenophora; Tentaculata; Lobata; Bolinopsidae
Product: histone H2A
Exons: 1
Coding region: 57-434 (125 amino acids)
Biological process (GO): heterochromatin formation
Cellular component (GO): nucleosome; chromatin
Molecular function (GO): structural constituent of chromatin; protein heterodimerization activity; DNA binding
Source: RefSeq, a predicted model, not a curated record
AACGAUAAUCUUCAGAAGACCAAGUUUAUUUUUUCACUUUACGAAAACAAGUAAUCAUGUCUGGCCGUGGCAAAGGAGGAAAAGCUCGAUCCAAGCCUAAAUCCCGUUCAUCCCGUGCGGGUCUUCAGUUCCCCGUCGGUCGAGUCCACAGACUCCUCCGCAAAGGAAACUAUGCCGAACGAGUCGGUGCCGGAGCACCAGUCUACCUGGCUGCCGUCAUGGAGUACCUCGCAGCUGAGAUCCUCGAGUUGGCCGGCAACGCUGCCCGUGACAACAAGAAAACCAGGAUUAUCCCCCGUCAUCUUCAACUUGCUGUGAGGAACGAUGAGGAGCUCAACAAGCUUCUCGCCGGUGUCACCAUCGCCCAAGGUGGUGUUCUGCCCAACAUCCAGGCAGUCCUUCUGCCCAAGAAGUCCGCCAGCAGCAAGAAAUAAGCUGUGUGUGCAACUUCUCACCCUGC